UCACGUCAGAAGCAGCGGCGUCGCUCCCUGCCCUUCAAUGCUGGAGUUGUUCCUCACAUGCUUUAAGUUUCAGCUUUAGGACUCAUCACGUCCGCUGUCUCUCGCUCGGUGUCUGUGAGCGCAGUCGCUGUAUUCGCGGUAAUGGAGUGUCGUGUGUUGUCCAUUCAGAGUCACGUUGUCAGGGGUUACGUUGGGAACAAGUCGGCAACAUUCCCGCUGCAGGUGCUGGGCUUUGAAGUGGACUCCAUCAACUCUGUGCAGUUCUCCAAUCACACAGGUUACGCCCACUGGAAAGGGCAAGUACUGACAGCAGAGGAGCUAAAUGUGCUAUACGAGGGCAUUAAGCUCAAUAAGGUGAACCACUAUGACUACAUCCUCACAGGGUACAGCAGGGACACGUCCUUCCUGGAGAUGGUGGUUGACAUCAUUCAGGAGCUGAAGAAGGCCAAUCCCAGCUUGGUAUAUGUUUGUGAUCCUGUGAUGGGAGACCAAGGUGCUAUGUACGUUCCAGAGAACCUGCUGCCAAUCUACAGGGACAAAGUAGUGCCUUUAGCCGACAUCCUCACCCCCAACCAGUUUGAAGCAGAGCUAUUAACUGGGAGGAAAAUCAACACAGAGGACGACGCUUUCAAGGUGAUGGACUUGCUUCAUAAAAUGGGUCCAGAGACCGUGGUCCUCACUAGUACAGACCUGCCUUCGAAACAUGGGGACCAGUUCUUGGUGGCCCUUGGGAGCCAAAAAAUUGUGAAACCGGAUGGGACCAGCACAAGCCAGAAAAUCUGCAUGGACAUCCCCAAAGUGGAUGCUGUAUUUGUGGGGACAGGAGACCUGUUUGCUGCCCUGUUGCUAGCUUGGACUCACCAUCACCCCAAAGACCUGAAGGCUGCCUGUGAAAAGACCGUCUCAGUUAUGCACCAUGUCAUUAAGAGGACCAUUACUUAUGCCAAUGAGAUGGCCGGCCCUGGGAAAAGACCCAGUCCUGCACAGCUGGAGCUGAGGAUGGUUCAGAGCAAAGCUGACAUCGAGAAUCCCGCCAUUGUAAUCGAAGCAAAGGUUUUAGAGUCUUCACACUGAAGGCGGUAACAUUUUUGUGAACAUUCACAUCGUGCUGGUACAAAUCAGCUUCAUAUCUGGGCAUCAAAGACUUGUCACGUGUCUCUGCCUUACAGAAUCUCUGAGGGAGUACAACUAUGUUUUAAUUAGAGAGGUCAGCAGGAUUUGUUCUAUGUACAUUCUGCUCACACAUACUGGAAUCACUGCCAUAUGUGUCUGUACUAUGGUCUGUGUGGACAUCAUCUGCCCUUCAAAAGAAAAGGAGGACAUUAGUCAAUUAUGUUUAGGUUUAAAGAUAGUGUAAGUGUACUUGAAUCCUCCUUAACAUUGGUUAAAAUUAUUAAAAUUCAUCUUGAUUUAGCUGAAUAGAAAAUACACAAACUUAGUGAUGCAUGACCAUGCCUCUACUUGUUUAGGCUAUGAUGGUAAAAAAAUGUACUUGAAGUGUGUUGCUCACAAGGCAUUAUAAGCACAUUAAUAUAUCUAUAAUCAAAACAUAAAGUGUUAGGCCAAAAGUAGCGCAUAACGGGGCGAACAGCUGCUGGUAAGAAUACACAUAAAUUCUUUAUGAUGUGAGAUUCAGAACAUUUUAAUGCAUUGAGAGUUUCCUGAUGAAAGGUUAUAAUAAAACGGUAUGAAUGCAUGCAAUGUGCUUAUGAUGUACUUUGGUGUUUUAUCAUGCACUUUAAGUUAAGUGUUACCACCUUAUACAUGCACAUUGGAUGCAUUAUAAGUGCUAUAAGAUGUGUAAAUGUCAAACAUUUUAUGUAAUUUAUAUGUAGUCUAUACAAAGCCAUUAGCCCAGUUUGUUGUUUAGCUUAAAACAAAUUACUUGUUACUUAAAUGAAAAUUGUCUAAAAAUUGUUCUUUUAAUCACUUUCCUGAAAUGUUUUUCACCUCUUUUUUUAAUUAUGCAUUGCUUUCAUGUACUAGCAGAUGUAUUACAUGUUAGAUCCAUGUCUUAAACAUAUCAAAUUGAGGUAUUUGCACAGAUAAUCUUUGAUAUAUUUACUAAUGAUCAUUGUUUUCAUUUUUAACAGUUGGCAUAUCUCAAGAGAGAGUAAGAGAGACCAUGCUGUAUAAUUAGCCUUAACAGGGUUAGGAAGAGAAACAUUGGUUGUGAAUGUUUUUGUGCACCAAUGUAAUAGCUGAUCGUCACACAUAAUAGUUGGGAAGUCAAGUGCCAAACCUUGAGCUGCUGCUCUGAUAUAGAGCAAUGUACAAACAGAAAUAAUAAAGUAUGAAUCUUUUACUUAAA
Dicentrarchus labrax (European seabass) is the source of this 2311-nucleotide messenger RNA. Its product is annotated as pyridoxal kinase. The record is from RefSeq and is a predicted model, not a curated record. Bases 142 to 1074 code for a protein of 310 amino acids. Gene Ontology annotation, cellular component: cytosol. Gene Ontology annotation, biological process: pyridoxal 5'-phosphate salvage. Lineage: Eukaryota; Metazoa; Chordata; Actinopteri; Moronidae. Gene Ontology annotation, molecular function: pyridoxal kinase activity. The transcript is spliced from 11 exons.